Molecule: messenger RNA, 3729 nt
Organism: Bradysia coprophila
Lineage: Eukaryota; Metazoa; Arthropoda; Insecta; Diptera; Sciaridae
Source: RefSeq, a predicted model, not a curated record
ACGUCGUUGGGUUUAUAUGUUUGCUCGAAUAGUUCGGGUUUUUUUCGUUGGAGUGGUGGAUGGAAGAUUUUUUGGGUGAAAAAAGAAAAUUUUUGUUAGAAAAAUGCUAGUUACCGACCGAGUGACGAUGGAUUAAACUUAUUGAAUGGAAAAUUAUUUUAUGAAAUUUCUGCAUAAUGUGAAAUAAAAUGCAACCGAAUGAUCAGGAUAAUAAUUGGGACAAUGAGUGAAUUUUGUGCGAAUAUUUUUUUUCGCGAUAAGAAUUAUCGACACGUUUGUUGGCUGAAAGUGGACCAGAGAAAGUGUUAUGCAAGAUUGGAAGGGUUAGACACUUUAAGAAGAAUUUGAGAGGAAAAAUUUAAUUGCAAAAUUUGUGGCAAAUUGACGAAUUUUCUUAUGAAAGAAUGAAUAUUUGUGGAAAAUGUUCACGGUUCACUUUCCAUGUAAAAUGUGACAAUGAAGUGAUAUCUUGUACAUGACAUAAUACCCAAUUGGAAUAAAUUGGAACAUUUGCAUCUUAGUGGAUUGUAUAGUUUUGUAAAUAUAAAUUUAAGUUCAACCAAAACCGUUAAACCAAAAAUUGAGGCCACCGAAAAUAUUUAUUUAAUUUAUUGAUUUUUAAUUUAACAAUUAAGGGGAACUCAAAAUUCGAAACUAUGGAAACAAAAACCUUAACUCUUUGUAUGUUAAUUUUGGUUAUAAUAAAUUGUCGUUGCGUACGCUGUAUAAACUUUGGAUACAUUUCACCGAUCGAAGUCGUCGAGGAAUGGGGUUGUCACGACACUGAAAUUCGACUCACAUGUCCACAUUUGGACUCAACGAUCGGAGUAUUAGAAGCAACAUUCACCCCCAACUGCACAGAAACAGUAGAUGGCGAGGACAACUGCGCCCACAUUGACUUGAAAAGACUGACACGCGCCUACGCAUCGCCCCUGAUAGACCAUCAAAUGGCCGAAACGGAAGCGGGCAAAAAGUUUCUGGAGACGAUGCGCCGUAGUAAAGAGAUCGAAGCUGCUCUAAAUGAUUCGUUGGCCACAAACAAAAUUGCCGACUUAAAGCAUCACAGUUACGUUGAAUUGAAAUCGAAACGGAACAGCUUGAGAGCAUCGCUUGAAGAGUUAAUUCUGGAAUAUUUAAGAGGCCUAUCGCCGCCCGGUGACGAAGAGAACUAUAUGGAAUUUUCGAAACGAAUACGAAAAAAACGGGAAAUUUAUGUUAAUGAGCAGACUCAGCAUGAAAAUAACAGUGAUAAAUUAGACUUAGUGGUGGAUAGUGAUGUGUAUCAGAGAACGGAAAUUGGUGCUAUGAAUAUAACAGUGACGUCAGACGAUGAUGAUUAUGAUAGUGAUACACCGUAUGAUAGAUAUAAAAGUGUGAGUGAACGGCCAAUUUGUUUAGAGCAUCGACGAAGAAUAACACAACUGGACCAAUUUUCAUUGGACCAGUCCAUUGAAAAUGACGCUGACGAUGAACAUAACAUCAGAAGAAUUGUGAAUUAUCGUUGUUCCGGCAAAAAUCAUUGCAGCUUUGUAUUUUCAAUGGAUCAUCCCUUCAGUAUGCUCUGGGACAGUGGCACCGUCAGAUUGAAAUACAUUUGUAUGGAGGAUUUUCGACUGAACAAAUUUUGUGGUGAACAUCUACUGAUUGGACCUGAAAAACAACCCGUCGAUGAUUUUACAAAACCGAACGAACGAAAGGGUGAGCCUGUAGCUCAGGCACGCAUACAAACCGAUCAAAGUUUCCACCAUUUGAAAAUAUUAAAAUCAGGCGAAACUAACGAUGCACUGGGUCCCGUUGGUUCAUCUGUAGUCAAUGAAAAUGACAAAAAGAGGCGAAAAAAUCAGCGUGUCUAUUCACAGGACUUUCGGAUAUUGAAAAUUCUACCCAGCAAUGCAGACGACACGAGCGAUAUUGGAAAAAUCGGAAAUGAAAUUUAUUUCAAAAAAGACGAAAACGAGAUUGAAGAUAACAGAAUGCCUUUUCCAACGGUGCAUGAACCGUUUACGGAAGUAGUGACACAUGCCGAAUUAGAUGAGAAUAACGAAGCAGAAAAUGAUAUUUUACAAAAUGAAAAUAGCAACUGGAAUAAAUAUCGAACACUUUCCACGUCCAUUGAAACCAUGUUAAGUCCUCCAAGUAGACCCACUGAACGAACAACCACUACUACUAUUACUGCCACUUCGGUUACAUCCCCAAUAACUUAUGAAACUUUUUAUACUCAUAAACAACCCAACAGUAGAGAAGAAAAUCUGAACGAGAACGAAACGAUACCACAGGACAUCGAUACGUUAGACAAGGAUAUUUCGAACGAAAUUAUACUGAAAAAUGAAUCUAGUCAAACCCACCCGCCGUUAUUCACCGACAAAGUGAAUAAGGGAAAUUUAGCUAUAGAUAGAAGGCCCAUUGAACAUGACCAAAGAGUGAUAUCGACACCACCCACAACAUACCAUAAUAAAAUCUACAAAGAAAAUUCUGUGAUAAAAUCGAACGACGUACUGGACGAGACAAAGGGUGCAUAUGACGAUGAAGUCGAUUAUAGUUAUGAAGACUUUGCGGUUGAAUAUAACGGCCGUACAGUGUUCCGACAAAAUAUAAUCAGAAAUCAUACGAGCUAUCAGACAUCCUUUUUCCGGCAGCCACUGCUGCAGGGCUUCCUAGCAACAACUGGUUAUCCGAAAUUUUACAUUGGCGAGUCCAAUUGCAGUUGGAGGAUAUCCGCACCCAUUGGCCAAAGAGUUCGCAUUACCAUUUUGGACAUAAAUUUGAGAUACGAUUUCAUAUGCAAAGAUUUCAUUCAAAUAUUUGACUUGGAAAUUGGUAGAAUGCUGUUCAACAGCUGCAGCGAACACGCUCGACCGAUUCAAGUGUUAAGCGAUUCUAAUCACAUUGUGAUCAGUGUGAAUACAACGUCAAAGGUUGCGUACCCGAAGAGGGGUGUUCUGCUGCACUACACAGCAUUAGGUUGUUUGACCCCCUCAGCACCAUUACACGGUCGCCUCGUUCACAAAUCAGAAAACUCAGCCAAAUAUAUAUGCGAUCCAACGUUUGUCUUCCCCGAUACAGCUGUUUCCAGUCGUGAAUUGAUUUGUACGUCGAGCCACACGUGGGAUAAAGUGCUGCCAAAUUGUAUCGAAAAAUCAUCUGUGCACAAAAGUGGUGUUAUAACCGUCUCGCAAUUUAAUCACAAGAAACACAAGGUUACAAUGGCCGAAAAAGAUGAUUUGAUGAACAACAUUAUCAUUCCGUCAUCCGUUAUCGCUAUCUUAUUUAUUGUAAAUGCCUUGGUAUUUCUGGCAAUCAUGCGUUGCAGACAAAGAAAACGAAGCCUUGAGUUUGAUCAUGAAUUGGCUCAGCUGUAAUUCCUCCCCGAAACCGUUAAUAUCAAUUGUACUCUCCAAGUUCAAAUAAAAUAUACAAAACAAACAAAAGAAAUAUCUCGAUCCUGUAAGUUAUAGAGAUCUGAAACACAGAACAAAUGCACCUAUUUACGUAGCCAAAAAAAAAAUUAAAAUUUUUUGAAAAGAAAUGAAAUUUAUUUUGCUCGCAAUUUAUAUUUUUUGUAAACGAAAGUAAAUAAAAACUAGAAAAUAAUCACUUGGAUCUCUAAAAGUUCUAAAUGUUGCUUUGAAAUAAAACAAAAGUGUUAGGUCAUAUCGUUGGAAAAAAGUGAUGAUGGAAAAAGAAAUGAAGCUAAAACGAAGAGAUGUAUUUAGGAAAACAGAAAUGGGG